GAGCUGCGUGUCAUUCAAGUCACAGCCAACCUGCUGCCAUAAAAAAAGUAAAAACCAUUGUAUAUACUUUAACAACGCACAAUUCUGUCUAUGUUUGACCUUUAACAACUAAUGUAAGUUUAUUUUCCUUUUAAAUACUCCGAACUUGCUUGAAGAACAAAACAGCUGGAGGGUUUUAGUGCAGCUUUACACGGAAGCCGGUGUUACUUUGUUAAACAUGGCUGACGACUUUGGCUUUUUGGCCUCCGACAACGGAGUUCAAGAAGAUCCGGCCGCGGCGUUUCUGGCCCAGCAGGAGAGUGAGAUCGCCGUGAUCGAGAACGACAGCGCCGGGUUCGGUGCGAUGGAGGACGGUGGACCUCCGCCCGCGAACACGUACACGUCGUUUGGAGGUGACUUUGGAGAAGCACCAGCUACUGCUUUAAACGGAGAUAUGUUUCCAGACACCAAUGGCUCAACUGACAGCUACUCAGCCAUUGCCCAAGUCGACAUACAGAGACAAGAACCUGAGAGCCUGCGGAAAUGGAGAGAGGAACAAAAGGCUCGGCUUGAGGAAUUAGAUGCAGCUUCUAAAGCAGCUGAGGCUGUGUGGAGGGAGAAGGCCCGGAAGGAACUAGAGGACUGGCAUGUACACCAGAGUGAACAGAUGGAGAAGAAUAAAGCUAACAACAGAGUGUCAGAGGAGGCCUUCCUCAAGGAGUGCGAUGAUGACAGUCCUGGAACAGAAUGGGAGAAAGUGGCCCGUCUAUGCGACUUUAACCCCAAAACCAGCCGUCAGACUAAAGACGUGUCUCGGAUGCGCUCCGUUCUUAUUUCUCUAAAACAGACGCCUCUGCUUCGCUAACAUAACUCCCUCUUGUAUUCCCCAGGCUUUCUUUCUUAUUCCCUCUUGCACUUUAUUUUAGUGAGGCUUUUAUGGUUUUAAAAAGGGUCAUUGAAUGUGUAUGCUUCACUGUAUUUAAACUUCCUAUUUAUGUACCCUGGUGUUUUGCAAUGUCAGAAGACUUUGGCUGUUCCAUAUGUUGAAGAACAUAAGUGUGCCUCGAUCAUUUGAAAACAAGGCUUUUCCCUUAAUACCAAUAUACAUGAAAGGCAGCAGAUGUAUCCAAAUGCCAAAAGUAUUUUGGUUAGCUUAUGAGAUAUUUUUGUGAUUGUCGUGUUAUUUGCAAUGCCCACAAACCAUUACACAGCAUACCUUCACUGGAACCAGUAAGCGUCUUACACAGGAAAUGGAAGUGUUUAGUUACAGUCUAUACAGGGACAGUUGAGUUACCAUCUCUCAACCCUAUAUAGUAUUUUUUUUUCUACCAUUUAUUUGUCUUCUUAAGUUGAAUGUUGUGUUGUAAUCAGUAUCUGGGUUUGGUAUUAUCUGGUUUUGUUUAUUUCUGUUCACUGCCAAGAGGGAAGUCGCAUUUCUGAGCUUGCUGAGGUUCUUGUUUUAUUCUAAUUCACACAUUACCACUUUUCAAUAUUCAAAUAGUUGAGUGCAGUUUUUAAUUCAAUGUGCAUGUUGCCUAUAAAAGCUUCUGUUAUACUUAAAAUAAAAGAAAUCUUUUACAGGAGAAUUACUCAGAUGUAACCUGCUAAUAUACCACUGCACUGAAAUCCUUCAUGGCACAUUACAUAGCAGUUAAAUAAAUGUUACUAUAUACAUAAGGGACUAAUAAUAAUAAAUUUGAAUCAUGUGCUUUUCUAGUGUAUAGUUUGUAAUUGUGGCCUCAGUCUACAGCAAUGAAUCCUGUGCCUAAACCUUGUCUCACUGUGACACUUACUGUCUAUCUGUAGGCCUACAUCAUUCAAAGCUGCCAAAAGUGCUAGAAAUAAAACGUAGCACAAUAAGAUAAUGCAGGUAGUUGUAUUUUUACUUAUAAAAUGCUGCGAUUUAAACAUGUACUGCUUUUUAUAGUCCAGAUUUUGAAUUUGUAAUCCAUUUUGUUAAUUCAUGGCACAUGUAUACAUGUUACAGAUUAUUUGAAUAAGCGAGGAGGCCUUCUUUCUAUUAAAAACUGAAUUUUUGUUGGCUUUUAAGAUAACUUUAGUUGCAUAUUACAACAUAUGAUGGUUAAUAGCCAAAGAAACCAUCUGUAUGUUUUUGACUGCUUCAAAUAAACUUUGGGUUCUAAUUCAA
Molecule: messenger RNA, 2128 nt
Organism: Cyprinus carpio (common carp)
Lineage: Eukaryota; Metazoa; Chordata; Actinopteri; Cypriniformes; Cyprinidae
Product: clathrin light chain B-like
Exons: 5
Coding region: 218-844 (208 amino acids)
Biological process (GO): clathrin-dependent endocytosis; clathrin coat assembly; intracellular protein transport
Cellular component (GO): clathrin coat of trans-Golgi network vesicle; clathrin coat of coated pit; synaptic vesicle membrane
Molecular function (GO): clathrin heavy chain binding; structural molecule activity
Source: RefSeq, a predicted model, not a curated record